AUGUCUAGUCAGCGUCUUGUCCUAGGCCUCCCACGUGUCUUGCCGUCGCUGCCGCCUUCGCCUGCGCCGCCGUGUCGUCCCUGCGUCGAGGGUAGGCUGCGCACCACCCCUCACUCCUCCUCCCUUCGUCCGGCCACCGAGUUUUUUGAGACGCUUCACUUGGACGUCUGGGGCCCAGCCCCUCGUCUAGGCCCUGAGCGUGAGCGUUACUUUCUGGUGGUCGUUGACGACUUCUCCCGCUAUGCCACAGUGUUCCCUCUGGCGAAGAAGUCUGAGGUGACUUCUACGCUGAUCAGGUGGUUGCUCACCACUGAGGACACUCGUGGUCGUCGUGUCAGCUGUCUCCACUCCGACCGUGGGGGUGAGUUUCGCUCCGGCAUUCUCGCUGGAUUCUGUCGCGAGCAGGGCAUUCGUCAGUCCUGGACGCUUCCAGAGUCCCCACAGCAGAAUGGGGUUGCUGAGCGCCGCAUAGGCCUGGUCAUGGAGAUCGCCCGCACCUCCCUGACUCACGCCUGUGCCCCCCAUUUUCUGUGGCCCUACGCGGUCAGGUACGCCGCGCACCAGCUGAACCUCUGGCCACGUGUCUCUCGACCAGAGGUUUCACCGACCAGUCUUUGGACAGGGUCCCCUGGUGUUGUGUCGCGGUUUCGUGUCUGGGGGUGCUUGGCUCUUGUCCGCGACACCUCCGCGGACAAGCUCUCGCCUCGUGCCGUCCCCUGUGUCUUCCUUGGUUUCCCUGAGGACUCCUCUGACUUCACCUUUUACCACCCUCCCUCUCACCGGUUCUUUGACUCCCGUGACGUCCGUUUCGAGGAGUCCACUCCGUACUACGUCAGGUGUGUCCCAGGCUACCCCUCCUCCUUCGGUAGCCCAUCCGGUACAGCCUCCCUCCCCACAGUCCUCCUCGCAGCGUGCCGCUGGUGCUAG
Closterium sp. NIES-65 is the source of this 927-nucleotide messenger RNA. NCBI's taxonomy places the organism in Eukaryota, Viridiplantae, Streptophyta, Zygnematophyceae, Desmidiales, Closteriaceae. The record is from the annotation of a GenBank genome assembly.